Molecule: messenger RNA, 841 nt
Organism: Cetraspora pellucida
Lineage: Eukaryota; Fungi; Glomeromycota; Glomeromycetes; Diversisporales; Gigasporaceae
Source: the annotation of a GenBank genome assembly
AUGACCAGUAAUUUACAAUUACGAAUGACCACGAAUACUCCAUCAUCAUUUCUAAACAUUACUCAAAAACAUAAAAAAAAUAAUGAUUUUUCUAAAACAUCACAAAAAAAAUCACAAGAAUUACAAGAAACAUCAUUAGAAGAGUUUCAAGAAAUGUUACAAGAAGGGUUAAAAGAAAAGUUACCAGAAGAGUUACAAGAAUUAUCAGAAGAAUUAGAUGAAGAAUCAGAAAAAGAAUAUGAAGAAGAAUCAGAAAAAGAAUCAGAAGAAGAAUCAGAAAAACAAUCAGAGGAAGAAUCAGAAAAACAAUCAGAAGAAGAAUCAGAAAAACAAUCAGAGAAAUCACAAGAAUCAGAAAAAGAAGAAUUACAAAAAUCAGAUGAAAACCAAUUAGAAGAGGAAUCAGAAAAAGAAUUAGAGGAAGAAUCACAAGAAGAAACAGAAGAAGAAUCACAAAAAGAAUCAGAAGAAGAAUCACAAAACGAAUCAGAAGAAGAAUCACAAAAAGAAUCUGAAGAAUUACAAGAAUUAGAAAAAAAAUCAAAUAAAGAUUCAGAAAAAAAAUUACAAAAAGAAUUACAAAAAUCUAAGAAAGAAUUACAAAAAAAAAUUUAUAAAAACUUUUAUGAAAAACCAAAAAAUUUAAAAAAUCAAUAUAAUAAGAAUUCAAGUUCUGUAAAUAUAACUUUUCAGCUUUCUCCAACAUCAUUUCGAGUUCCUUAUUAUAAAAAAACAUCUAAAGAAAUAAAAGAACAAGAAUCAAUUGAAGGACUUCUAUUAGAGUUGACUACGAAUACGCCUGAUGAAACAAUUACAGAAAUUAAUAAAAUCAAUAAAAAAG